UCUAGAAAUCCGGAUGUAAACACAGGUGAAUUUAUUUUGAUCCGAAGGUAUAAAAACUCACAAAUAACUACCAAACUAACUACAACUGAUGCAGUGGAGUGGCUUGACUACCGCACAUUGGACGUUGCAAGAGACCUGUAACCGUACCAAAACAACAAAAGAUGAAUACAAAAAUAUUAUUGCCUUACAUUGGCUCACCGAAAUCUGUCUGAUCAUUCACGUGGAAGAGUGUUUUAAUCAUUCAAAUUUAGUUACUACAUUCACACUGUUCGGUGUGACGGUUAAGAAUUCUGUUGGAGUAAAUGAGACAUUGUUUGGUUUGUGUAUAAGGUAGUAGAUACCAGCUAGAGCUCGCUCAAAAGUCACACGGGAUUUUGUUGGUUUGUUGUUUUUCAAUACUUGAGAUUGGUGCUGUUCAUUCGACUUAAGCUUUAUUUGUGUAGUUUUAGUUAAACAUUCUGCACAUAAUGAACCUCAAUGUAUUAGACAUUAUAGUGCUCGUAAUAUAUUUUGUAGCCUUAUUGGGUACUGGGAUAUAUGCAUUGUUUGCAUCCAGAAGAGGGACUAUUACUGGUUAUUUUUUAGCUGGCCGGUUUAUGACAUGGCUUCCCGUCGGUGCAUCAUUAUUUGCGAGUAACAUCGGAAGCGAACAUUUUAUUGGUUUGGCCGGGUCAGGAGCUGCAGCUGGCAUAGCAGUCGGCGCUUUUGAACUGAAUGCGUCAAUUUUACUUCAACUUCUUGGGUGGGUAUUCCUGCCGGUGUAUAUUGCGAGUGGAGUAUUUACAUUGCCGGAGUACAUGAAGAAACGAUAUGGUGGAGAAAGAAUACACAUGUAUCUCGCUCUUUUGUCUCUCAUAUUAUAUAUUUUUACAAAGAUUUCUGUUAAUUUAUAUUCAGGUUCACUGUUUUUAACUGAAGCAUUAAAAUGGAAUACUUGGGUAUCAAUAGUUUUGCUGCUUUUCCUGACUGGUCUUAUUACUGUUACCGGUGGAUUAGCAGCUGUUCUAUAUACAGAUACACUACAGUUUUUCGUGAUGAUAAUUGGUGCCUUAAUAUUAGCCAUAAUAAGCUAUGUAAAUGUUGGAGGCUUUAGUGGUGUCCUUUCUUCUUAUGGUCAUGCUAUAGCCCCGAUAAAUGUCUCAUCAAGUACAGAUUCAGAUAUAAUAAUCAGUUUGGCGAAUGUUCUUAACACAACAAAUUAUACUUCACUAACUCAAUUGGCAAGUUCACCAGAUGUCCCUUCUAGUUUGAGAUGUAGUCUACCACCUGAAAAUGCAUUUGUAUUAUUACGUGGUAUUGAUGAUCCUGAUAUGCCAUGGCUUGGGUUUUUACUUGGUCAAACACCUGCAUCUAUAUGGUAUUGGUGUACUGAUCAGAUGAUGGUACAACGUGUUUUAGCUGCAAAAAGUUUAUCACAUGCUCAAGGUGCUACAUUAAUGGCCGGUCUUAUUAAACAGUUACCUUUGUUUUUAAUUGUAAUACCUGGAAUGAUAAGUCGAAUAUUGUUUCCAGAUGUGAUUGGUUGUAAACCUGGACCAGAUUGUUAUCAAAUAUGUGGACAAAAAAGUGGAUGUUCAAAUUUAGCCUAUCCAAAACUUGUAAUUAAUAUUAUGCCAUCAGGUCUUAGAGGUCUUAUGUUGGCCGUGAUGUUAGCUGCAUUAAUUUCUGAUCUAACUUCGAUUUUCAAUUCAGCUAGUACAUUGUUUACAGUUGACGUUUAUUUAAAAAUUAGGAAAAAAGCAAAGAAUAUGGAGAUAAUGGUUGUUAGUAGAAUAUUUAUAAUUGUAUUAAUCUUAUUGAGUAUUGCAUGGAUUCCUGUAAUUCAAGAAUUACAAGGCAGUCAAUUAUUUAUUUAUAUUCAAGCUAUUUCAGCUUAUCUGGCUCCACCUGUAGCUUCAGUUUACUUAUGCGCUGUUUUAAUUAAACGAACUACAGAAAAGGGAGCAUUUUAUGGAUUAAUGUAUGGUUUAAUUAUUGGUUUAAUACGAUUAAUAUUAACUAUUAUAUAUCAUGAACCAAUAUGUGGUGAAUAUGAUCAUAGACCAUGGUUUAUUAAAAAUAUACAUUAUAUGUAUUUUGCAUUAUUUUCAUUUAUAACAUGUGGUAUUAUUGUAUGUUUAUUAUCAUUAAAUGAAAAACAAUUAACAAAUGAACAAUUAUAUCAUUUAACAUAUUGGACUGCAUGGGAUAAAUCAAUGAAUCAUUCAUUAUAUAAUAAAAAUUUACAUAAUCAUAUUAUAUCUAAUGAAAUAAUUAAUAAUAAUAAUAAUAAUAAUAAUAAUAUAAAUAAUAACAAUGAAAAUGAUAUUAAUAUAAUUAAUAAUAUUCAUUAUCAUCAAUAUGAUAAUCAUGAAAUAAUUAAUAAAAUAGAAAUAUCAUCAACUUCUGAAUGUCAACAACAACAACAACAACAAGAACAACAACAAGAACAACAGCAAAAAGAAUUUGUAAAUAAUAAAACUAUGGAAGAUUAUGAUUCAUCAGAUAAUAAACCAUCCCAAACUUCAUCAUCAACAUCACCAUCAUCAGAUUGGUAUAAAAUUCUAAAAAAUAUAUGUUUAUGGUUUUGUGGUUGUGCUGAUCAUCCAUGUUCUAAUAUACAAAUAAAACAACAAAUAAAAUGUAAUCAUUGUUACUGUUGCUAUGGUUAUUGUUUAAAAUUAUGUCAUCAAUUUAAAACUAAUAUUUAUUCAAAACAUAAAAAAAUUUCUAUUAUUACAUCAAGUGAUUAUCAUUUAUCUGAUAAAAAUAAUCAAUUCGAAAAUAAUGAUUAUUAUUUAAAUAUUGAAGAAAAUCUUUCAAAUAUUACAUCAUUAAAACAAAAUUCAACUAUAAAAUUUUGUUUAUAUAUUGGUUUAUUAUUCAUUAUUUUAUUAUCUAUAUUUGGUUUUAUAUUUUUUUCUAUUUAUUUCAAUACUAUCUCUAUUGGUCCAUUACCUAUUUAUAUAAAUUGGAUUCAAAUAAAUGAUACAAUGAAAAAUGCUAUUGAAUUAUUAAAACAAUAUGAAUUUAUUAAAAUAUUAUAAUAGUAAACCUUUACAAAUAUCAAAUUGAUUAUAAAAGAUGUUGUAUCGUUUCUGUUUUCUUUUUUUUUUUUCUUGUUAUAUUAUAGAUAGAUAUACAGAUAGAUAAUUUUGUUUUCUUUCUGUAUUAUUUAUUAUUAUUUUAUUGAAAUACAUUUAAAUAAAACAUGGCGGCCUGUUUGAAUAUCUUGGCUACCUGUUCAUCCCCAUCUAGAUAUUUCAUUAAGUUAUCUGUUUUCUUGUUUGUUUUAACAUAUUAUUAUGUCUAUUGAACUCACAAUCUAUUCAGGCAAGUUUAUGAGAAGUUUACAACUUUUCGUUGUACGGAUUACAAAAAGGUACAAUCAGCGACAUUAUGGUGGCUUGCUAUAUGCAUUGAAACGAAUGAACAUUAUUCAGAUGUUGAUUAUUGAACUUUUAAUAUUGAACUGGCCAUCACUCAAUAUUUAUCGUCAGGAUUGAUCAAGAUAUAAGAAAAGGAAACAUGUUGAAAUAAUUUAUGCUGAGAAUUCAAUAGUGUAUCACAAAUAUAAUAUUGAAUAAAGCUUAUAAUAAUAAUAAUAAUAAUAAAUAUUGAUAAUAGGAGAGGCCCAGAAUCGAUCACAAUGGCAUAGGUGUAUACACUGUCUGUCUUCCUUUAAAGAAUUGAUUUACAUCCACUUGAUUCACCUAUUGACUUUGAAUGCACAAAUAAAAUAUUCCUCUUUGGCAAAGUCACUGACAAAAUGCAGUCUUUCAAUCAUCUUGAACAAGAGUGCUAGCAUAUUCGAUGGAUUGGUGUCUGACUAAACGUCGUCAUGGGUUCAGAAACUGCAACUGGCUUUUGGCAACUUACGUCGCUUGUGGAGUGGGUGAGAUGCACAUCUAUUAACCAUCGGACAAGUAUACUGCUUAUCAGCUCGAUCUGCUCUGCUUCAUUGCUAUGAAACGUGGCAUACUGUCGAAUCGCUUAGCAUCCAUAUCCACAAAUUAAACUUUGAUGUCGAAAAUAAAUUUGUAUAGCACCUAUUCCUACCUUGACCACUGAUAAUGAGCUAUA
Schistosoma spindalis is the source of this 4062-nucleotide messenger RNA. The record is from the annotation of a GenBank genome assembly. NCBI's taxonomy places the organism in Eukaryota, Metazoa, Platyhelminthes, Trematoda, Strigeidida, Schistosomatidae.